UGGAUAGUUUUAAUCACUCCAAGUACGGAGUACAUUUGAACACUACCAGUUCCCAAUUCCUCAGUUCCCAAUUCCCAGGUCUUCGCAAGUCUCGCACCCUCGCAGCGGCCAAGCCAGGAACAACCAUGGCGACUGACCUCAAAAUUCGCAAUGCCUCUAUUUUCUCUCUCCUCUUGUUCCUCUCUUUUCUUCUUGGAUCAUCCUCUGCGGCGACUGAUCAUGAUCUGCGAAUCACAAAUGCUGAGCGCAGAAUCGAUUUGAGUUCUCAUAUCAUCAAGGUGUUCUUAACUCUAAAGGUUGAAAAUAAAGGAACAUCUCCUACUUCAGAAGUCAUCCUUGCUUUUCCACCAGCCCAGAUUGAUCAUCUAGCGUUGUUAAAAGCAGCUGUAUCAGGGGGGAAGAAAAAGAAGAAAACAUACACGUCUCUUGAUGUCAAUCCUAAGCUACCUGAUGGGCCGAAUGGAACAAAAUAUUUUUCUGUCACUUUGCUUAAUCCCCUGAAGGCAAAUGAAGCUGUAACACUUGAGAUCCUGUACAUACUAACAAAAUCUCUUGAGCCAUUCCCAUCAGAAAUUAGCCAGUCGGAAUCUCAGUUGGUUUAUUACCGCGAUAGUGCGAUUAUAUUGUCGCCAUAUCACAUUGAACAACAGGCAACUUUUAUCAGGACUGCAAGUACUAAAGUGGAAUCAUACACAAAUGUGGAGCCCACCAACCGUUCUGGUCUUGAGUUGAAAUAUGGUCCAUACGUAGAUCAGCCCCCACACUCAUUUUCACCAAUUAUUGUACACUUUGAAAACAAUAAUCCAUUUGUUGUUAUUGAGGAUCUUGUACGUGAAGUUGAGAUCUCACACUGGGGAAGCGUACAAGUAAGAGAGCAAUACACACUGUCUCAUGCUGGUGCUCGGCUCAAAGGUGCAUUUUCCAGGGUGGACUACCAGUCUAAGCCUUCUGUAAGUGGUGUAGCUUCAUUUAAGCAGCUACUUGCAAGGUUACCCCCACGAGUAAACUCCGUUUACUACAGGGAUGAAAUCGGAAAUAUCUCAACAUCACAUUUGCGUUUGGAUUUAAAGAAGUCAGAACUUGAAAUAGAGCCUCGCUAUCCUUUAUUUGGUGGUUGGAGAGCAACUUUUGUCAUUGGAUAUAGAGUACCUUUGGAAGAUUUCCUAUAUGAAUCAACUGAUGGCAAGCAGCGUUAUUUAAACUUCACUUUCGGAUGUCCUAUGGCAGAGACUGUCGUGAAUAAGCUAACCAUUAAGGUAGCCCUGCCAGAGGGGUCUAAAAAUCCCACAGUUGUGGCGCCAUUUACACUGGAACAACAUUUGGAGACCACUUAUUCAUAUCUUGACAUCAUGGGAAGAACUGUUGUGGUUUUGGAAAAGAAGAAUGUGGUGCCAGAGCACAACUCCCCCUUUCAGGUUUACUAUGAUUUCAACCCGGCCUUCAUGCUUGUUGAGCCAUUGAUCUUGGUAUCCAUAUUUGUUCUAUUUUUCUUGGCUUGCAUAGCUUAUCUUCAUGGUGAUAUUUCCAUCCAGAAACAUAAAACACCUUGAAACUUCAGUGGCAAGGAUACUGGAGAGGGAAACUUAUCAGAUGCCUGGGGCAAGAAGAGUAGAAAAUUAUCUUGAGGAAACCAUAUGCGCUUGCAUGUUGUAGUUCAGCUGCAAGCAAGGCGAUAUAUUGCAUCCAAGAAUGGCAUCGAAAUAUUUUGUCGAGCUAGAAAUACAAAAAAAAAAAAAAAAAAUCACUGUAGUUUUAGGUGAAUCCUGAAAGGGAGGUAGUUGUUGCAUUCUAAUAUACUGUAGAUUUCUUGCUGUGUACAAGGAGUAUUCUAGUUGUAGAUUUCUUGCUGUGUACAAGGAGUUAAAGCUCGUUUCCGUUGGAGAAACACUUGUGCGGCUUCAAAAGUCUGAAUGAUCUAAAUUAAAGCUCUUCACUGCUGCCCCUUUUUUGUUCACAAAUUAUCAUAGUAUCGAAUCAUCAGAAAUUGUUGGCUUUUAAAUCUCUUAGUUUUUAUUUUUAUAGGUAGCUUUUUAUAAAUCUACCAUUGUCAAGGAAAUGCUAACUUCAGUACUAUUUGUAAUAAUUUGCAUUAUAUGUACCUGUUUUCACUUAUUUAAACCUAAUUAAACUUAUACUCCUUAGAA
Spinacia oleracea (spinach) is the source of this 2144-nucleotide messenger RNA. RefSeq names its product dolichyl-diphosphooligosaccharide--protein glycosyltransferase subunit 1B. The record is from RefSeq and is a predicted model, not a curated record. The coding region runs from base 126 to 1550 and encodes 474 amino acids. Gene Ontology annotation, cellular component: membrane; oligosaccharyltransferase complex. NCBI's taxonomy places the organism in Eukaryota, Viridiplantae, Streptophyta, Magnoliopsida, Caryophyllales, Amaranthaceae. The transcript is spliced from 9 exons.